AUGUGUAGGGGCAAGAUAACGCCAAAGGAGGAGGCGAGGUUGAGCCCAUUCCAUUGGAGGCGGGGCAGCAGCAGCGGCAGCAUCAUGGCCGACCAGCCAUUGAGCACCAGCAGCGGCACCAGCACAGCGGCAGCAACAUCGGCGGGAGCAGCAACAUCCGCCUCCACAUCGACGGCAGCCACAGCCACAGCUACCGCCACAGCCACAUCCACAUCCACAUCGACGGCAGCCACAUCCACGGGAGCCACGUGGAUGCCCCACCCAGUGGAUGGCUCCCAUCCGGCGAACGGCAGCGUUGAGGGCCCCACAAUGCCCGCCGGCUACUUGCCGCUCUACGAGUCGGAUGUGGAGGCGGCGGCGGCGGCGGAAGCGGAGGCGGAGGACGCCGGCUACGCGCUGAUCGACGACAUCAGCGAGUGGCUGUUGGGCUCGGUGGACGGAGGAGGAGGAGGUGGUCCUGGUGGGGGGGCGGAGAACAGCACGAUAAUGGCCGCCAACGAGACGCUGGGCUGGCUGGAAAUGCUGAACAGCACGCUGCCAACCAGCAGGAGCAACGUCAGCAGUGCGGAGGAGCCGCUCCAGGAGGCGGACGGCGAUGACGAGGGGGAACUGCGGGGGCGCUAUGCACUGCGCAGCUUUGUGGAACAGCAGCUGGGGGGAGGGGCAGCGGGCGCGGGGGCGGCUGGUAACGGCGGCGGCGAUGCGGGCAUCGCGCUGAUCGACAGCGGCGAGGAGGCCGCACUGGACAACGUGGCGGAUGCGGAGACGGACUACGGACUCCUGGGCGGCUUCGGCGAUCCGGAGCUGCUGCAGCGCACCGCGACGACGGCGGUGCGCGAGACCCUCGGCAAUCGCACGGCGUCCGCCCCUGGCGAAAUGGGCGUGGCUGGUGUGGCCGGUGUGGCUGGCGGCCUGGGAACGGCGGGGGGCGGAGGAGCGACUGGAGGAGUGGCUGGAGGAGCGGGCGGAUCAGGAGGCAGCACCUUCAUGCUGCUGCUCGAAAACUUUAACGAUUAUUUCCCCAACUACAAUGGGAGCACGGUUUCGGGGACGACCACGAUGGCGCCGGGCGUGGUGGGCGGCGUGGUGGGCACGGCCAGCGGGAGCGGCAGCGGCCUGCUGCUGGAGCAGAACCUGACCGGCCUAUUCCUCGACGGCUACCGGCAAAACUGCACCAACGAGACGCUCAACCUGACCGACUCCUGCGCCGAGCUGAGAGUGGUGGACCACAACUACUGGGCGCUCAUCCUGAUUCUCUUCCCCAUCCUGACCCUCUUCGGCAACAUCCUGGUCAUCCUGUCCGUGUGCCGCGAGCGCUCGCUGCAGACAGUCACGAAUUAUUUUAUAGUCUCGUUGGCCAUCGCCGAUCUCCUGGUGGCCGUGGUCGUGAUGCCGUUUGCUGUCUACUUUCUGGUAAAUGGAGUCUGGGCCCUGCCUGAUGUCGUUUGUGAUUUUUAUAUAGCCAUGGAUGUGAUAUGCUCUACUUCAUCGAUAUUCAACUUAGUUGCCAUCUCCAUAGACAGAUACAUCGCUGUGACACAGCCAAUAAAGUACGCCAAGCACAAAAAUAGCCGCCGCGUUUGCCUUACGAUACUGCUGGUGUGGGCCAUUUCGGCUGCCAUCGGCUCGCCGAUUGUUCUGGGCCUCAACAACACGCCCAACCGCGAGCCGGAUGUGUGCGCCUUCUACAACGCCGACUUCAUACUCUACUCCUCGCUGAGCAGCUUCUACAUACCCUGCAUCAUCAUGGUGUUUCUCUACUGGAACAUUUUCAAGGCGCUGAGGAGUCGGGCGCGGAAGCAGCGGGCGGCCAGAAAGCCACACCUCUCGGAACUGACGGGCGGCAGCGUCAUCGAGAACAUCGCCCAGACCCGUCGGCUGGCGGAGACGGCCCUGGACAGCAGUCGGCACGCCAGCAGGAUCCUGCCGGACGAGGCGGCCACCAACACGGCCAGCGGCUCCAACGAGGAGGAGGACGAGAACGCCAUCUCGCCGGACAUCGACGACUGUCACGUCAUCGUGAACGACAAGUCCACCGAGUUCAUGCUGGCCACUGUCGUCGAGGAGACGGGCAACAGCGUUGUGGCCCAGAUCACCACUCAGCCGCAGUUGGUCGUCGCCGAUCCGAAUGGCGUGGCGCCCGCCUCCGCCUCCGCCGCCACAUCCGCUGCUCCGCGGAGCAGCGGCUCGCCGCCGGACAGUCCGCUGCCCAGUGGCGCCACCCUCCAGCGGUCCAGCGUCAGCAGCCAGCGACGCACCGCCGCCGACGACUCGCCGAAGCGCGGCGAUCCGGCCCUCAGGUCAGUCGGGGUCGAUAACUCCAGCGUCGCCAUGAAGCCAUUGUCCUUUGUCCGUUACGGGGUGCAGGAGGCCAUGACUUUGGCACGCAACGACUCAACGCUAUCGACUACAUCGAAAACGUCCUCGCGCAAGGAUAAGAAGAACUCGCAGGCGUCAAGAUUCACGAUAUACAAGGUGCACAAGGCCUCGAAAAAGAAACGCGAAAAAUCGUCGGCCAAAAAGGAACGCAAGGCCACCAAGACACUGGCCAUUGUUUUGGGUGUCUUCCUGUUCUGCUGGCUGCCGUUCUUCAGCUGCAACAUCAUGGACGCCAUGUGCGCCAAGUUCAAGAAAGACUGCCGACCGGGGCUCACGGCCUACAUGAUGACCACCUGGCUGGGCUACAUCAACAGCUUCGUGAACCCGGUGAUCUACACGAUAUUCAAUCCCGAGUUUCGCAAGGCCUUCAAGAAGAUCAUGCACAUGGGGUGAUUGAAAACGCCGAGCAGAUCAACAGCAACAGUAACAGCAGCAAUCAUGCGAACAGCAAUAGCAAAUGGAUGGAUUGGAAUGGAAUUGAGGGAUUGGAUGGGCAAAGUGUGCCAAAUGCAAGCCAUCGAUGCACAAAAGGUCUCAAUUGGCAUUCGACAUUGGGCUUAGCCUUAAGCUUAAGCUUAAGUUUCGUUUCGUUUCGUUCGUUGGGCUCUCCAUUAGCGUUAAGGUUUAGCUACUUAUGUAAAUAGAUCUGUAUAUACCUCUACUCGGAUAGGCCUAUAUUUGGAGUGGAGCGCAUUACGAGCUGUAGGCUAGGUACAAUUUUUAACAAUUACUUUAAGCGAAACCCAAACUAGCGAUGUAGUCAACACACGACACACGACACACGACCCACACAGCAAACACAAGCGAUUAGCAUUCCCGAGUAGUCGUAAGAUUCGCUUUAACAGGAUAACGUAGUGUUUUUUUUAGGGCUGCCCCCCCA
Molecule: messenger RNA, 3259 nt
Organism: Drosophila elegans
Lineage: Eukaryota; Metazoa; Arthropoda; Insecta; Diptera; Drosophilidae
Gene: Dop2R
Product: dopamine D2-like receptor
Exons: 11
Coding region: 1-2772 (923 amino acids)
Biological process (GO): adenylate cyclase-activating adrenergic receptor signaling pathway
Cellular component (GO): membrane
Molecular function (GO): dopamine neurotransmitter receptor activity, coupled via Gi/Go; G protein-coupled receptor activity
Source: RefSeq, a predicted model, not a curated record